Aspergillus lentulus is the source of this 1830-nucleotide messenger RNA. The record is from RefSeq and is a predicted model, not a curated record. NCBI's taxonomy places the organism in Eukaryota, Fungi, Ascomycota, Eurotiomycetes, Eurotiales, Aspergillaceae.
AUGCGGGCUGGCGAUGAAACCGAAACGAGCAUCACGCGGCCGCAAUACCCUGGGGAUGAUAUUCGGCCCACCAGCAAAAAGGAACUCGCCGGAUGGUAUAGCUAUGGCUGGGCAGCGGAGGUUUUUACGGUCUGCGCUAUGGGCUCCUUCCUCCCCAUUACCUUGGAGCAAAUGGCUCGCGACCGCGGUGUUCUUUUGUCCGAUAAGGUGACCCCCUGCAGUGCUACCUUGAAUGGUCCAUCGAAGACGUCCACACAAGCCCAGUGGACGCUUUCUUCAAGAUAUGAAGCCGGAGGACCAACAGUGGUAAACCAGUGUGUGGUCUAUAUAUUCGGUGUCGAGAUAAAUACUGCAAGUUUCGCAAUGUAUACCUUCUCGGUGAGUGUCUUUAUUCAAGCCAUCCUGAUCAUAUCGAUGUCAGGAGCCGCAGACCAUGGAAGUCAUCGAAAGCUGCUUCUAGUGGCUUUCGCUGUGAUUGGCUCGGUCUCCACAAUGCUCUUUCUGGGCGUGGUGCCUAAGAUCUAUAUGGUGGGGGCAGUGAUUGCGAUAAUCGCAAACACCUGCUUUGGAGCCUCCUUUGUGCUUUUGAAUUCAUUCCUACCCUUGUUGGUACGCCAUCAUCCUUCUGUGCUUCGGGGUGUUCGCGAACCGCCCCCUGCUUUGGAUGGUUCUCGCGCCCAAGAAGGUCAUUCUGAUACCAGAAACGAUAUUGAUCAGGGCAUUGAGUCUAAUGCCACCUCGCCCCUGCUUCAUGCCCAUCAAGGAAAUAGCGAAAACGCUGCAGCGGGCAUGCAUCCCGCAACUCCCAUUACAGUUUCGCAAGAGCUGAAGCUAUCAACUCGGAUAUCUUCUUUUGGAAUUGGAAUCGGCUACAUCGGUGCCAUUAUCCUACAAACCGUCUCCAUCCUCGUCGUCAUCGCUACCAACCAAACUACCUUCUCCCUGCGUCUCGUACUGUUUCUAAUCGGGAUUUGGUGGUUUAUUUUUACAAUACCUGCCGCGCUCUGGCUGCGAUCUCGCCCAGGCCCACCAUUGACUACCACUCAUCAGGGGAAGCACACCCGCUCUUGGAUCGGUUACAUGGCAUAUGCCUGGAAGUCGCUUUAUCGGACAGCAGUGCGGACACGUCAUCUCAAAGAUAUCUUACUGUUUCUCGCCGCUUGGUUUCUUCUCAGUGAUGGAAUUGCCACCGUCAGCGGGACUGCGGUACUCUUUGCAAAGACACAACUCAAUAUGCAACCCGCAGCUUUGGGACUAAUCAAUGUGAUUGCAAUGGUGGCCGGUGUCUUGGGGGCGUUCUCUUGGAGUAGUGUUUCGCGGGUACUCAAUCUCAGCGCGUCACAAACAAUCAUUGCAUGCAUUCUCUUAUUCGAGCUAGUGCCUCUCUAUGGUCUUUUGGGGUUUAUUCCAGCAAUCAAGAGCCUCGGGUUUUUGGGCCUCCAGCAGCCGUGGGAGAUGUUCCCACUGGGAAUUGUGUAUGGGCUUGUCAUGGGCGGCCUGUCCUCUUACUGCCGCAGUUUCUUCGGAGAGUUGAUUCCUCCUGGCAACGAAGCAGCAUUCUAUGCGCUUUAUGCCAUUACUGACAAAGGGUCGAGCAUUUUUGGCCCUGCAAUUGUCGGCAUCAUCACCGAUCGCUACGGUGAAAUUCGGCCGGCAUUUGUGUUCCUUGCAAUUUUGAUAUUUCUCCCAUUGCCACUGAUGCUACUUGUGGAUGUUGAACGAGGGAAGAGAGAUGCGCUUGCUCUUGCUGCAGAGUUGCAGCCAUCAGGCGCUCAAACCUACGGAACGCUUCCGGGAAACGAGGACCGCGCCCCGCCAAGUGAGCUAUAG